UAUAAAAUAUGUAUAUAAUUUAACUAGUUUGCUAUUGUUGGAUUCUUAGGUGGUUUCCAACUUUUUAGCUUAUAAAUAAGGCUGCUGUUAACCUAUAUUUAAAUAUUUUACAUAUCUGAAUUACUAUUUUUCAUAAAUUACUAGAAAUAAACCCUAGGUAAAUGGGUAUGACCAUUUUUAAGAGUUUUGACAAAACUUGGCUGUCAGAAAAAUGGUGCUAAUUUUUCCCCCCCAAAAGAGUAAGAAAACAUCCAUUUCUCCAUUACCACCUACAGUUGAUACUAUUUAUUUAUUUUUGGAUAGGUAAUACUUCCAUAUUAUACAAAAUUCAAAGAGCUCUAUGACACGAAGUCUUCUUCCUGUCUCAACAAGCUACCUUGUACUCUUUCAGAGUCCUGUGCUAGGACUUACUUCUUAGAUAUCCUUCCAGACAUUCUGAAUUUGGCACUUAAAAAAGGAAAAACCUUUACCAGUUUAAUAGGUUGAAGUGGUAUCUUGAAGUUUUGAUCUUUGAUUGUUAGUAAAAGUAAACAUGUUUCAUGUGUUUAUUGGCUAUUUUUAUGUCUUUUGUGAAUUGCCUGUUCAUACCCUUUGCCCAUUUUUAAAUUUAGAUGUUCAUCUUUUUUCUGAUUUUAUGAGAGCUCUUUGUACAAUGGAUGCAAACUCCUGUUAUGUUACAGUUUUCCAAACAAUUUUUAUUUUAUUUUAUAUUUUAGUGGACAUUUUCAGUUUUCACAUAGGAAAAUUUAUGUAUGUAUGUAUGGUUUUAUUUUUAUACUUGAUUCUUACCUAUUUAAAAUUUAUUUUGAAUACUGCUCAGAGAUCCCUUUAUCCCACAUGUGUUCUUGGUGGUGGAGUUGUUUUCUAUUGCUGUUAUAUUCUGAUCUCUAGUUCCCUAUUGUCAGGCAGAAAGAGCCAGAAAAUUAAGAACAUAGUUUUUGUUGGAUUGCAUGCCUAGAAAAUUAGACAGUCUACUGUACUAUGGGUGUUGGUGCCAUCUAGUGUUGUAUAUAAAAAGUGAGGUCUAUGGAAUGUUCUGUAAUUGACCAUAUGGAAUAAAUUCAGAUGAUCAGAGAAAUUUAGUGAGUUGUGGAUAUUUGGUUUAUAUUAACAAAUGACUUUAUAAAAGGAUUUUGACACAUUGUGUUGAAUCAGACAAUGCUUGAAUCAUGUUAUUUUAAACAUUAUGGAAUGACCUUUAAGAUUCCCCUAAACCUGUUUACUUUAGUGAAAACUGAAAAGUUUUAAAACAUCUGUCCAGAGCCUAGUGACUAUUAAUUUUUUAAUUCCAAAUUUAGAAAUGCUUUGGAUCUUUUGGAAUUUGUAUAUUUAUUUUAGAUUAUAAUACAUGAAGCCAGCAUUUAUUUAGUUCUGGGUAGUAUCACUUUAAAUUUCUUUCUCUGUGGACUUUCAUAUUCAUUUUUAGCAAAUUACAUGAAAUUGUAGACUUUCAAAUGCUCUUUUUUUUUCCCAUUUGAGGUUGUAUUGUCAUUCAUUUUUCUAGACUAAAGUAUUUUGCCAUGUCUUAAGAUUCAAUUUAGUAGUUAAUGUUGAAGUGCUAUAAUUUAGUCCAUAGAGGGCAUUAUGAUACUGCGUAUGGUAUUAAGCAACAUUGGUUAAUACCUUUCAGUAAUGGGACAUAUGUUUAGUUUCAUAUUUUUGUAUAGCUCAGAAUAAUUAAAUAUUUAAAUAAGUUUGAAGCUCCUGUGUAACCGUAAUUGUUUCUUUAUUAAAAAAAAAAAGAAUCUUGUUCUCUGUUUACAGAAAGUAGAAAUACUUAUUUUAGCUAUUAAGAAUGGUAUACUAGCAAUCCCCAACUUAGUAACACUUUAAAUCUAAAUGACUACCUCUUUUUCAUUUAUUUCCCUUGAUUUCUAAAUAUUGUGGGGAAAAAAAACAAAUAAAAACUUGAUUUUUUUCUGGGAUUGAGAAGUAGAGGAAGGAAAGAAAUGGAAAAGGAGGAAUAUCUUGGGAAAGCUGGCUGGAGUGGACUUACUGCUUAGGUAUUGCUGCCUAUUCCAAAAUACAGUCUUGAGUCUGAAAUCUUGCCACUUACAGAUGCAAGCCACACACACACACACACACACACACACACACACACAAUUCAUUAACAGGUUACAGAGAAAGGAAUUUUUAUUCUUUAGCAGGAAAUGAUUUAAUCAUAUGAUUCUACUGGUGAGGUUAAGUACACUAAGAAAAUGAGAGUUUUUAUUCAAGGUAUGAGGAAAAGAGAAAUCUAGGUAAUUUUAGAGCAUGAUAUCCUUUGGGAAGGAGUUAGGAUUAUGCUUGGGCAGGUUUUCAUUUAUUUUUCUCAUGCUUGGAAGAAGUACUGGGGAUGUGGAUAUUGAGGAGUGGGAAGUUGCCAAAUAUGAACUUUGAACAAUUUAUUUCAAAAGUUCUGUGUAAGGCUGAUUUUGAGUUUUAAAGAGGAAAAUGCCUUCCACUCCUCUGCAUAUACUGUAAGACUUAAAAUUAGACUGCACUUUUAUUUUACUUGCAUUGUAAAUAAAGGAAUCUUCUGUGGCCCCCUCCUUUGAAAGCCUUUACUUUUAAGGAAAAAUAGGUUUCUGUCCCAAAUAAUCAAAGUGCUGUUUUACAAGUUGGGAUGUAUCUCUUAUGUUUGAAAAUUGUCCUUGAAAGUAUUCAUUUUUUAAAAACGAAAUAUUAAAUAUUUGAAGGAAAACAAAAUAUGAAGGUAAGUUUCUAACAGAUUUAUGUCCUUUAUUUGUCUGUUAUGUUGGGAUUUAAUGUUGGACCUAUAAACUCUCCCUAUAAAAAUUUUUCUGAGCUGGAGUAUAAUAGAACUGUGUAGCAAAGUAUGUGUGUGCAUGUGUGUGCGCAUGUGCUUGCGCUUGUUUACAAAGGUUUUGGGUUAGUCCCUAGAAUGGCUUAAUAUAUAUGCUUUUUUAGAUGUGGUUUAUGUACCUCGUCCCUACUAGUUUGACUAUUAUUUGUAGCAUAACAAUAAUGUCUAAGGCUUAUAUAGGGCCUACUUUUUGUCAGGCCACUGUCCUAAGGCCUUUUGCUUACACUAACUCAUUUGAUCCUCACUAUAAGCAUAGCCCAUAUGGUUUUAUAUUUUUAACAGAUUUGUAUUAUUUAUUGUGUAUUUAUAUUUAAUCACUUUUUUGCUUAACUAACCAAACUGAACCCUUUUAAAACUUUUUAAGAAAGAAAUGGGCAAAUGUCACUUGAUUUACAUGAGUUAGUUUUUCCUGUAAACUUAGUAGUUUCAAUUGCAAAGAUCUUAAUAAUUAAAGAAUUAGAUAUCAUUAUAUAAGAUCAAACUUUAAGGCUCCUGUUUUGACUUUUAAUCUACCAGGGGAGCUUUUAAGUGUAUUUAAUGUUUUUUGUUUGUUUGUAAUGUUUUAUUUAUUUUUGUGAGAGAGAGAUAGUGCGGGCAGGGGAGGGACAGAGAGAGGAGACAGAAUCCGAAGACAGGCUCCAGUCUCUGAGCUAGCUGUCAGCAGAGUCCGAUGUGGGGCUUGAAUUCACUCAGGAAUCGUGAGAUCACAGCCUGAGCCUAAGUCAGAUGCUUAAUUGACUGAGCCACCCAGGUGCCCCAAGUGUAUUUAAUAUGUAGGUAAAUGGUUAUUAUUACACAUUCUUGCUCUCUGAGACUGUUAUUAAAUAUUUUGAGUCAAAUCAAGUACCAGCGCAGGUGAAAAGUAUAAAUGGUAAAUACCUUUGUCUCAAGAAAUCUUUUUUCCCCCCUCUCUCCUAUUUGUGUAGUAAUCUCUGACUUGAAAACAGUUUGGGUACUAUUUUUGAGUGCUUUAUUCUAAUACAAAAGUAUUUACAUGUCUUCAGUUUCAAAGGAUUCAUUGUUAGAAAAUAAGUAUUAUGGAAAUAUUUUAUACUUACUGAACAGUUUGAGAUUUCAAACUAUUGUUUGGAGAAGCCAGACUUUUUUAGCCAUAGUAUAACUUAGCAACAGAGUUGUCAAAUACUCCAUUAUGCAUAGGUCCAUUGAAUAAAAUUUAAAGUUAGGUAUUAACUUUUAAGCUUAGAAUAGUAGACUCUUUAAAAAUUACUUUGCUUUUUUUAUGUAUGGAGUUAGAAAUGCAGAUAGUGAAAGAACUGAGUCCUUGACCAGGCCACUUCUGAUACUAAGGAUUUUGCAGAGUUUUUUACAGGAAGUUCCAGAAAAUAUUAUACCAAUUUCAGUGUAGCUAUGUAGUCUUAAGAAGUAUAGUACAUAGACUAUAUAUCUUAUAAUACUUCAUUAUAUUACACAUUUUAAAAUGUUUUAGCUGAUUUCUCAUUUUAUGUUGCCCUUUGCUUGGUUAAACACUGAAUCAGUUCAGCCAGUUGUGGAACAUUUGUAAAGACAUAAUUUUCUGCACUGGAAUGAAUGUCAGUUUUAUAUAGUUGAGCAAAAAUUUCAGAAAUUCUAUGUAUAGAUUUGUUUUUGUAUUUUUCAGUUCAAUUCUGGUUUGGUCUUAGGUCAUUUUCCCAAGGCAAAUGAUAUAAUUAGCACAUGAAUAUUUCUCUUCAAGCUGGGUCUAUUAAUAGUACCUGCAGUAAUGUUUGAUAGAUAUUUAUUGAAAGAUUGAGUUGUAGCAGGUGAUGAUUAGGAAUAAAUGUGUAUUCUUAAGUCUGGAUUUCCAUAAUUGUAAAAGAAGAAAAACUAGAGAACAUUACAUUAGAAAGAUGAGACUCCCGAGAUAAAAUAAAACCUUUUUUCUUUUGAAGUAGCAUACACUGAGUAAACAUUAAUAAUUUGACUUUGUGAUUCUCUACUUAUACCCUCAUAAGGAUACAAAAUGCUGAAUGCUCUAAGCCUUAAUAAACGGGAGAAAGUAAGAAGAGAUUCAGCAUUUCCCAGGGUUGAAAUUUAAGCUAUUACUUUUCUUUGGAUCAGUCCAUUUUUAUCUUAUUAGAUAACUAUUGAUUUUAGAGUUUUAAAUGAGACAAAACCAGCAGCAUAAUUCACCCAUGUACGAAAAGAAAAAACUUGCAUAUGGCUGUAAGUACAUUUCGCAUAUAAUCAAUGGUUAACUGUGUCACAAGAACAACCUUCCUUUCCUUUCUUUGGUAGCACUCCCCUCCCCCUGCAAAAGUAGCUCCCUUUGGUAUGAGCAACAAGCAAAAGACUAGAACAAUAAACACAUAGGAAGAAGGCGGUAGUGCCUGAGUAUUAGUAGCCUAGUUACAGAUUGCACUGCGUCAGACUGUUCCACACCCAGAAGACGUCAGGUGACUUCAGUCCUGCUGCAGUUGUGCAGCAGAGACUGCAGACUUCGGUUGAGGAAACGGAUAUUUCAUGUCUCACAGGGUAGAUUUGUGCAGUUGCAGCUUUUCUGUUGGUAUGCAUAAUUGAUAAUUGCAUCUGGAGGGGGCAGAUCGUGACAAGAGAUGGACUGUCAGAAGAAAAAUUGGAAGGAUAAGGUUGUUGACCUCCUCUACUGGAGAGACAUUAAGAAGACUGGAGUAGUGUUUGGUGCCAGCCUGUUCCUGCUGCUUUCAUUGACAGUAUUCAGCAUUGUGAGUGUAACGGCCUACAUUGUCUUGGCCCUGCUCUCUGUGACUAUCAGCUUUAGGAUAUAUAAGGGUGUGAUCCAAGCUAUCCAGAAAUCAGAUGAAGGCCACCCAUUCAGGGCAUAUUUGGAAUCUGAAGUUGCUAUAUCUGAGGAGUUGGUUCAGAAAUACAGUAAUUCUGCUCUUGGUCAUGUGAACUGCACAAUAAAAGAACUGAGACGCCUCUUUUUAGUUGAUGAUUUAGUUGAUUCUCUGAAGUUUGCAGUGUUGAUGUGGGUAUUUACCUAUGUUGGUGCCUUGUUCAAUGGUCUGACACUACUGAUUUUGGCUCUGAUUUCACUCUUCAGUGUUCCUGUUAUUUAUGAACGGCAUCAGGCGCAGAUAGAUCAUUAUCUAGGACUUGCAAACAAGAAUGUUAAAGAUGCUAUGGCUAAAAUCCAAGCGAAAAUCCCUGGAUUGAAGCGCAAAGCUGAAUGAAAAAGCCAGGAAUCAUUAACAAUAGUUUAUCUUUAAAAGGGGAUAUUCAUUUGAUUACAUGGGGGAGGGUCAGGGAAGAAGGAAACCUUGACAUUGCAGUUUCACAGAUCUUUAUUUUUAGCAAUGCGGUGUCUGAGGAAAAUUACCUGUCUUGACUGCCAUGUGUUCAUCAUCUUAAGUAUUGUAAGCUGCUAUGUAUGGAUUUAAACCGUAAUCAUACUUGUUUUUCCGAUAUGAGGCACUGGUGAAUAGAAAAAGAUCUGAGUAAGCUGUAUAUUACACUUUGUUGCAGGUAGUCUUGCUGUUUUUUGGGAAUUGCAGAGAAAGUGAAGCUGAAAAAAAUAAUCCUUUUCACAGUUUGUGCACUGUGUAUGGUCUGUGUAGAUUGAUGCAGAUUUUCUGAAAUGAAAUGUUUAGACGAGAUCAUACCACUAAAGCAAGAGUGAAAAAGCUUGCCUUUCUGGUAUGUUCUAGGUGUAUUGUGAAUCUUACUGUUAUAUUAAUUGCCAAUAUAAGUAAAUAUAGAUUAUAUAUAUAUCUAUAUAUAGUGUUUCACAAAGCUUAGACCUUUACCUUCCGGCUACCCCACCACAGUGCUUGAUAUUUCAGAGAGUCAUUGGUUAUACGUGUGUAGUUCCAAAGCACAUAAGCUAGAAAAAGAAAAUCUAUUUCUAGGAGCACUACCAUCUGUUUUCAACAUGAAACGAUGCCAUGCACAUAGAACUCCUCAGCAUAAACUUCAUUGCACAGACUUACUGUAGUUCAUUUUGUCACAGACUCUGAAUCUAUGGACUGAAUCUAAUGCUUCCAAAAACGUUGUUUGCAAAUAUCAAACCUUGUUAUGCAAAAAAUUAUAAAAUGAAGAUUUAUACAUUUGUGGUUUAAGCUGUACUGAAUCUGUGGAAUGCAUUGUGAACUGUAAAAGCAAAGUAUCAAUAAAGCUUAUAGACAAAA
Messenger RNA from Panthera uncia (snow leopard), 6912 nucleotides. It is a transcript of the gene RTN4, whose product is annotated as reticulon 4. Gene Ontology annotation, cellular component: postsynaptic density; neuron projection. The record is from RefSeq and is a predicted model, not a curated record. NCBI's taxonomy places the organism in Eukaryota, Metazoa, Chordata, Mammalia, Carnivora, Felidae. The transcript is spliced from 7 exons. The coding region runs from base 5359 to 5958 and encodes 199 amino acids. Gene Ontology annotation, biological process: neuron differentiation; endoplasmic reticulum tubular network formation; brain development.